ACCUUCCUUAGUUCAUUGUUGUAGUACACACACUUCCUUCACCAUAGAGUUCAACCCUUCCAACCACUUCCUUGGCCUGAGCACAAGCAAAACGAAGUUCCUCGCAUCGCCGCCUAUCCGCCAAAUUGCCACCCAUCAGGAUUGCUGGUGAUUUCCACACCACACAUCUGUCCUGAUAGAACACCACCUGACUCUACCAAAGCUUGCAUCACACGCCUCGAUAUUUCCCUGGUCGAGAUGCAAAAUGAAUCUACCCAUCAUGGACAACCAAAAGAUGUCCAUUUACGAUUGGUUUGACGAUCUCUGUGUCCGCUUCAUCCUCAACCUUCCUCAUGAAGAGCUGUCCUCCGUCGAACGAAUAUGCUUCCAAGUCGAAGAGGCGCAAUGGUUCUACGAGGACUUUGUCCGACCUCUGGACCCCUCGCUUCCCUCCAUGAGCUUGAGGACCUUCUGCCUCAAGUUCUUCCAGCACUGCCCGAUCUUCCCGGACUUCAGCGAAAGCCACUAUCUUGCGGCGUUUACCGAGUUCAUGGCAUACAAGAGUAGAGUCCCCGUUCGUGGUGCGAUUCUCUUGAACGAGGCUAUGGACCACGUCGUUCUGGUGAAAGGAUGGAAAAAAGGCGCCAAAUGGAGCUUCCCACGCGGCAAGAUCAACCUAGGAGAGAAAGAUCUGGACUGUGCGAUUCGUGAAGUGUAUGAAGAAACGGGUUUCGACGUUCACAAGGCAGGCCUCGCAAAGCCCGAGUCGCAGAUGAAGUUCAUCGAGGUUUCGAUGAGAGAGCAGCACAUGCGUUUGUAUGUGUUUAGAGGCGUCAAGAUGGACACUCAUUUCGAGCCGAGAACACGGAAAGAAAUUAGUAAGAUCGAUUGGUACAAGAUAUCCGAGCUCCCGACCAUAAAAAGGCAGAAGCACAUGCCUCCACCGAAUACCCAGGCCGCUCAAGUCGCGCAGCAGAUCGUAGCACAGGAAGACAUGGUGAAGAGCAACAUGUUUUACAUGGUCGCGCCAUUCCUGAGCCCGUUGAAAUCUUGGAUUCGGCAACAGAAGAAGCUGAAUGCGAACCGAACCGCAAUGGCAAAUACCCACGAGUCGGAGCCUGCGGACGAAGUGGACGAACACAUGCCCUCCGACCACCCGGCAGCCGUCGAAAGUGAAACAUUACCACAAGUGGUCGAACAACAAUCUUUCACUAUCAAAGCCGCCAGUGACAUGGAUCGGAUCCUCACACAACUUCGACAAUCGCACCCAAAUUCCCAACCUCCUGCAGCCCCAAUCCCUCCAUCAGAUCCGGCCGCCGAUCUGAGGAGAAUGCUCAACAUGGGGCAACCUCGUGAUUCUGGACCGCCACUGCCUUCCAAUUCGCAAGCAUCGGAUCUUCUCGCCUUGUUCAACCGCCAGAAGUUAGCUGGCAAUACAGGCCCCGCUUCGUUACUUCCGAUUACUCCCAUGGAGCAAAUCUCACGCACACCUGAUGCUCAAACACCACAUCACCAUCACUCUCAACAACACGUCCUCCCUACCGAUCCGCCUCCACCUCAUUUUCACCAACCCGUCACAUCUGUCCAAGAACUUGUGCCUAAUAUGGAUCCAACUCAACGGCCUAUGCCAUUUCCGCAACCGACUGGCCCACGUCAUCCAUUCAUUCCUGAUCAAGUCCAACGGCAGAUGGGAGCGGUGCCGACUCUUGGGCCUUCACUUCCGAUACAGUCAAGCAGCGAGUUGCAGGAAGCUUACAGUUCAUAUCGACCGUAUCGACAGACCGGAGACCCGCAGUUUAACCAAUCCCCUGAUGUGCAUUCUCCAGCCAUUCCGUCCGCAUCCAAAUUGCCGCAGCCAAAACUCAACAGCCAUACAUUGGCUCUCUUGAAUGCCUUUAAAGGAUCCUCGCAGCCACAGGCAGAGACGGAGAGAUAUGUCCGAUCCCAGGAGGCUCAUCCGAGUGGGUCGACCUAUCCACCGCAGAAUGCACCGGCUCCGGAACCCUCGGCUUCAGGCCAACAACAAGCCCUUCUAAACUUGUUCAAAGCUGGACCCGGUGCCGGACGGCCACCUCAACGGAGUCAGCUCCAAGGACAAUCGGCGACUCUUGCGCCGGAGCCGGUGGAGCUGUCUGCUCAACCCACACCGCUUGUUCACCAGCAGAGGUACGCUGCGCCACAGGGUGCACCCGAGAGAGAAGUCUUGCAGCAAGGCAACAAGAAAAGCCAAAGCAUCACGUCAGCCACGGUUUCCGGACCGUUGAAUGCACCCGACUUUGACACCGUCCGUCGGUCCUCAUCGAGAAGACGGCCUUCACACCACGCCAAGCCUGCAGAGCUCGCAACCGUACCAUCUCCCGUGAACGAACAGCACGGUCAGGUUCCCGCUCCUGGGCCCAUCAAGAUCCUUGCAAGACCAUCCUCAAGAUCCGUGAGACCGGACGCGGGCAUUACUCCGCUGCAUUCCGCUUCUCCAUCGCCCUUACAAACUUUCCCUUCUCAGCAAAUCCCGAUCGCGGCGCCACAACCGAAAGCGGUGCAUCAACACUUGCAGAUCCUUCGACCUCCCCGAGCACAGCCGUCGGUGACAUCGUCUCCACAAGAUGCGGCCAGUCCCCCAUCGACCACGCCCGCGGUUGGGGCCUCUAUCACGGACAAUCGUACCCCGGGGGCGUCUGAUCAACGGAAUGCGCUUCUGAGCCUCUUCACGAAACACCACGCCCAAGCCCCUCCACCAGGCGUCGCCGGCGCACCGAUCCCCGGCCAUUCGCGCACUCUCUCUCCCGCAUCUAUCAAACGCGAACCCACCGCGUCGUCCUUAAUCAGCCCGAUCAGCCCCCACUUGGCCUCCAUGCAACCGAACCUUGAUUCCAUGUCCGCCAGCCGCAGCCGUAUCAGUAGCCUGGCGUCCGCCCCGGGCGAGUCAUUCCUCUCCACCGGGCCCGUAAAUGCGCCGGGAGCGGGACUCUAUGGGAACCCCGUUCAGGGCAUGAAGCUGCCUCCGACCAACGCCGCAUUUGGCAUGGGUCCGGCGGAUCGAGUAACAUCGCGGAAGAGCAGCAUCAUGGCCGGAUCGCGCAAGGGCAGCGCGGUGGAAGGGCCACCAAGGCAGCAGAGCCCCGUGACGCCCAUCGAUCGGAACUUUCUCCUCGGAUACCUGGAAGACGUUGUCAAAGGCGCGGGUGUUUAGGGAUAGGUUUGGCGGGAUAGGCUUCGUACUCUCUGGCGUUGUGACAGCACUCGCUGAUUACAGGACGAGGGAGUCGGUGAGGAUCCGGGUCAUCCUCUGGCACAUACGGCCAUGAAAAUGGGAGGCGAUUACUGGAUUCAGCAAGCGAUGAGGAUCACGAAGGUUUCAAUGAAGUACAAAGUUUACAUCGGCGCAUUUUCAUCGCCCCAGGCUGUGUUAGUAGUACCAUUAGCGUAGCCCUUCCAAAUAGAGUGGGCAUCCGCUGUCUGAUCCAAG
Eremomyces bilateralis CBS 781.70 is the source of this 3445-nucleotide messenger RNA. RefSeq lists its product as uncharacterized. The transcript is spliced from 2 exons. The record is from RefSeq and is a predicted model, not a curated record. Lineage: Eukaryota; Fungi; Ascomycota; Dothideomycetes; Eremomycetales; Eremomycetaceae. Gene Ontology annotation, molecular function: RNA binding; manganese ion binding; 5'-(N(7)-methylguanosine 5'-triphospho)-[mRNA] hydrolase activity. Gene Ontology annotation, cellular component: cytoplasm; P-body. Gene Ontology annotation, biological process: deadenylation-dependent decapping of nuclear-transcribed mRNA; nuclear-transcribed mRNA catabolic process, nonsense-mediated decay. Bases 245 to 3169 code for a protein of 974 amino acids.